Messenger RNA from Solea solea (common sole), 5099 nucleotides. RefSeq names its product mitogen-activated protein kinase binding protein 1 (gene mapkbp1). Gene Ontology annotation, molecular function: protein binding. Lineage: Eukaryota; Metazoa; Chordata; Actinopteri; Pleuronectiformes; Soleidae. The coding region runs from base 285 to 4811 and encodes 1508 amino acids. The transcript is spliced from 31 exons. The record is from RefSeq and is a predicted model, not a curated record.
AGCAGUGCCGGAAGUGUUGUCGGUUUGCCGCACGCGGUUUUGCCGGCGGUGCGGCAGCUCAGUCCUCUCGGAUCAGCUGCGUCUCUCGAGUCUUGGUAAGAUGCGUUACGACGGCGGAACCGGGUCCCGUGAUCCGGAUCAGACUAGAACCUGACUCCGGGGUAACUGACCGCUCUGGUUCUGAAGCGGCAUGAGCGCAGCGGAGGCGGCGGCGGCGCAGAGAGAGUCGAGGCGCUGACAGACGCGGUUAGCCGCGGUUAGCCGCGUUAGCAGCUAACGACGCGAUGAACGCGGAGGGAAGCGGAACGAUCCGCAGCCGCAUCAAGAACCUGCUCAGGUCCCCGUCAAUCAAACUGAGGAGGCGGAGCGACAGCGCGCGGCACAAACAGGAGCUGGGCGACAAGGUGGUUCUGGAAAAGGUUCUGGGAAUCACAGCUCCAGGAAACCGAGCUCUGACCUUUGACCCUCGAACUGGACUGUUGGCUUAUCCUGCAGGGUGUGUUGUCGUUCUGCUGAAUCCUCGGAAGAACAAACAGCUUCACAUCUUCAACAGCUCCAGGAAGGCGAUCACCACAUUAGCAUUUUCUCCAGAUGGAAAAUACAUAGUCACAGGAGAGAGUGGUCACAUGCCUGCAGUCAGAGUGUGGGAGGUGUCAGACAGGUGUCAGGUGUCUCAGCUGCAGGAACAUAAAUACGGAGUCUCGUGUGUCUCGUUUUCUCCAAACGGAAAAUACAUCGUGAGCGUGGGCUAUGAACACGACAAGAUGGUCAACGUGUGGAACUGGAAGAAAAACGUGGUGGUCGCUGCUAACAAAGUAUCCAGUAAAGUCACCGCCGUCUCCUUCUCUGAUGACAGUUCUUACUUCGUUACCGCCGGCAACCGACAUGUUAAGUUCUGGUACCUGGACCACGCCAAGACCUCCAAGGUGAACGCCACAGUUCCUCUCCUGGGGCGUUCAGGUCUUCUCGGUGAACUCAGGAACAACUUCUUCAGUGAUGUGGCAUGUGGGCGUGGCCGAAGCUCCUCCUCCACCUUCUGCAUCACCUCCUCAGGUUUACUGUGUGAGUUCAACGACCGACGCCUUCUGGACAAGUGGGUGGAGCUUCGGAGAGUGGACUCAGCCUCAGCGUCUCAGUCCACCUGUCUGUCCGUCACAGAGGACUUUAUCUUCUGUGGUUGUUCUGAUGGAACAGUUCGUGCGUUCAGUCCUGUUAACCUGCACUUCCUCUGCACACUGCCCCGCCCACAUCACCUGGGCGCUGACAUCACCAGGAUGGUGGACGCCAGUCAGCUGUUCUCCUCCAGGUCAGACGCUCGUUACCCGGACACAGUAGCGGUGACCUUUGACCCCACAAACCGCUGGCUGUCGUGCAUCUACAACGAUCACAGUGUUUAUGUUUGGGAUGUUCGUGACCUCAGGGACCUUCGCAGGGCGGGAAAACUUUACUCCGCCCUCUACCACUCGUCCUGUGUGUGGAGUCUGGAGGUGUCUCCAGAGGGAGGAGGAGGAGGACAGAUGUGUCUCCCCCCUGGCUCCUUCCUGUCCUGUUCCUCUGACAACACCAUCCGUCUGUGGAACCUCAAUGGACAAAAUGUCCUUGACAGGAACAUCCUGAGCCACGACCUGCAAAAGGUCAUCUACGUGGACGAUAACUUGUCGAGCCUCUUGGAUACGGACAGCUUUGCCGUUGCCGGUGGUAACACGGAGAAGGCGGGGUCAUCGUGUUCAGAAGGGCAGCAGACUGACCAGAACAGGAUGGGUAUUAGGACCCUGACAGUCAGUCCUGAUGGACAGCACCUGGCCUCUGGAGACCGCAUGGGAGUCCUCAGGGUCCAUGAGGUGGAGACGAUGGAGGAGAUUCUCAACGUUCAGGCUCACGACUCUGAGAUUCUCUGCCUCGAGUUCUCCAAACCUGAAACUGGUCUUCGGUUGUUAGCGACGGCGAGUCGCGAUCGUUUAAUCCACGUUCUGGACGCAGCUCGAGAUUACAGUCUGGUCCAAACACUGGAUGAACACUCAUCGUCCAUCACUGCCGUACGAUUCGCCGCCAAUGAAGGGAAAGUUUGGAUGAUCAGCUGUGGAGCCGAUAAAAGCGUUUACUUUCGCACAGCUCAGCAGGUGGAGGCAGGAUUGGAGUUCACACGGACUCAUCACGUGGUCAGAAAAACCACUCUGUAUGACAUGGACGUUGAGCCGACCAGGAAGUACGCUGCAGUGGGCGGGCAGGACCGCAGCAUCAGGAUCUUUAACAUCAGUAACGGGAAACAAAAGAAGAUCUAUAAAGGCUCACAGUCAGAGGACGGCACGCUCAUCAAGGUACAGAUCGACCCGUCAGGUCUCUACAUCGCCACCUCCUGUUCAGACAAGAACAUCAGUAUCUUUGACUUUUACUCUGGAGAAUGUGUGGCCUCCAUGUUUGGACACUCAGAGAUUGUAACAGGUGUGAAGUUCAGCAGUGACUGCAGACACCUGAUCACUGUCUCUGGAGACAGUUGUAUCUUCGUGUGGCGUCUCAGUCCUCAGUUGACCAUCAGGAUGAGGCAGAGACUCACUGACCUCAGAUCAGCCAAUCACAGCUCCAGCACACAGAUUGAGGCUCCGCCCACAGCAGCCACACUCAGCAGGGCGGCAGCAGCGUCUCCUCGAGUCGUCACCAUGUCGUCAGACAGCGACAAAGAUGAGGAGGAGGAGCUGUGCUCUCCUUAUAUGGGCACAGCUGGAAGUGUGGAGGAGGAGCCAGACGUUUGUGACGACGCGCUGAUCACGGAGGACGGCGGCGCUGAGUGUGUGUUUCCUCAGGGGGCGUCAGCAGGAAGUCGACUCCCUCGCCGCCGCUGGUCCAGGAAGAUGGGCGGAGCAGACGGCGUCCUGAUGGUCAAAUCGAUGUUGGACCUGAGACAACUGGACGAGGAGAGGAGUGGCCAAGACAUGGAGGCGGGGCUUCAGAGAACCAAUGUGGAGCUGGGGAGUACUGUCAGUCUGCAGGUUCAGGACGAGUCGAGGACCAAUCAGAGACCAGACUUCAUCCUGCUGUCCAAUCACAGUCCACAAGGGGAAGACGCGGCGCUGUUUCCUGAUCAGUGGGAGGACAGAGUGAGUCUGGCCGGCAGUGAGUUCCAGGUAAAGGAGGCGUGUCGUCCUUCUGCCCCUGGUGGACAUCGGGACAAACCUAGUCCAGACAGCGGCUGCUCGCUCGACUUCAGCUCCACACUGACCACUCCAACCAGACCUGCAGGAGACGACUCGGAGAAGACGGUUGUAGACGAGAAUUCCUCGGAGCUGGAGGACGAUGACGACGGAGGGGGCGGAGCCUAUCAGACUGUCCCUCAGACUCCAGACCAGGAAGCUUUUCUGAAGGAACACUUUGUCACACUGUCUGACCACUCAGGGAGUCCGAGCAGAGCGAGCCACAGCUCAACUGAGAGUCUCAGCAUCUCCUCCAGGUUCCUGUCCCACAACUCAGCUGGAAGUCGCGCUGUGUUUCCUCUUCCAUCUCGGACCAGCAGAGAAGUCGGAGCAGGAGACAUGAAGACGCGUCCUCUGGUCUCUGAAGUCCGACCUCUGAUGGAGCAGGAGCAGAACCAGAACAGGAGCCAGGACAGGAAGGUUUCAUGGCACCAGGAUCAAACACAGACUCAAGACCAGGUACAUAUCCAGACCAACCAGGACCAAGCACAGCCGCCUCAGGAGGAGGACACCUGCCAGAAGUUGUCUCCUCCUCUGAAGAAGGUCCAGACAGCUGUGGAGUCCAGGAGGAAUGUGGGCCCGACGGCCCGGGCUGCAGCCUCACAUCUGAACUCCACCUGUGGACUCAGGAAGACACAGUCUGUCCACAGCCUGCUGAGUGACACAGGUGACCCCUCCCUCUUGACCGCUCAUCCAUCUGGAGAGGUCCCUCAUCAGCUGCUCCUCCCCCUUCAGCGUCCCACCACCCUUCCGUCCUCCCCCAGGCGUCUGCCCGCUCAGAGACUCGGUCCUGUGUCCCCCAGGUCCCCGCAGCAGGAGACAGCUCAGUCUGUCACUGUUGGACAGAGAAAGUCUUCCUCGCCGUUGUCCUCGUCCACACCGGCGCCACGGUCCUACAUGAGCCCGACCACCAGCUCCAUGGCCAAGAUGUCCCGCUCCGUCUCCAUGGGCGACGGCCUGAACAUCUCUGACCCUGUGGAGGACGCCGUGGUGACGUUGUCCUGCUCUCAGAUCAAAGACACUACACCUCCUCCGGUUGCCGUGGUUCCCUCCAACGCAGCUCUGGCCGCACCUCCUCAAGCUGCUAUUGUCCCCGUUGUUGCCUCCUCCUCCUCACCGAGUAACCAUAGUAACCAGGUACCCCCUCCCCCCCGCAGUCUACAGACUCGGGUGUCCAGCAGCAGACCACUUCCAGACAAACCCUCCCUCACCUCCUUCUCGCUGUCGACUCGUCCUCCGGUCCCCGUCUCCCCCCUGACUCCCCCCCCGCCUCAGACUCCUGCAGGAACCAGUGCUGAACAGAGAGACCACCCAGACCUGCCAAUCAGUGUGGAGAGCUGCAGAGCUUUGACCAAUGAGCUGCAGAGCUGCUUUAAGAGAGCCACACACCUGUACAGACAGGUGAGCGGCUCUUCCACUGAUGGCUCCGCCCCUGACCAGCAGAUGGCAGUGCUCCUAUCAGAGGCCUUCCAUGCCAUGAGGGUGGAGCUGGACUGUUUGCCACUGAGUGAGCCGAGCAUGCUGGGAGGAGUGGGGGAGGUAAAGAUGGCGGCUCUGCUGGAGGAGUACUCUCUGCUGCUCCUACAGGCCGUUCAAAGGAAGGUCAACAGCAGCAUGUCCUGAAGUACACUCCUCCUCCUGGUCUUGGCUCCGCCUCUGUUUUUAAUCCUGACCUCAGAUGUUUGGCGGGGUCGUGAUAUUUUUAACGACUCUUUCGGGGACUCUUGAAUUCGUGAAUCUAGAGGAUUAUUGAGACUUGUCUUGUCACUGAUUUGAACUAACUUUAUCGUUCUCUUAUCUUAACACUUUUUUAGAAAAAAAAUACACUUUUGUGGGGUUUAAAUCUGGGUCAAAGUUCAUCUUUUCAUGUUUUUGACUAAUUUUAAAAUAAAACUUCAGGGCUUCUUUUCA